AUGGUUUGCAACUACGUCUACGUCAAUCUCGUCGUCUUUCUCUUCUCCGCAACUUUGAUUUUGCAGGGUCUGGCGUAUACUGAUCCCCCUGACGUCACAGCUCUCCAGGAUCUAUACAGGGCCUUAAACAGCCCACCGGUGCUGCAUGGAUGGAACGGUUAUGAUCCUUGUGAGGAAUCUUGGAUGGGAGUAGCAUGUUCUGGGUCUUCUGUUAUACACCUCAAAAUUAAGGGAUUGAACCUUACCGGGUAUCUUGGAGGCUUUCUCAAUAAUCUACAAAACUUAAAGCAGCUUGAUGUCAGUUCUAACAACAUAGUGGGCGAAAUACCAGAGGGUUUACCCCCGAAUGCCACACAUAUGAAUUUAAGCCACAAUUUCUUAUUUGGACCCAUUGGCAAUGUGUUUACCGGCUUAGAUAAUCUCAAAGAAAUGGACCUUUCAUAUAAUAAUUUUACCGGGGAUCUGCCAAGUUCGUUUGGUUCCUUGACAAACCUUGAUAGAUUGUUCCUCCAGAAUAACAGAUUCACUGGAUCAGUCACCUACCUAGCUGAGCUUCCACUCAUUGAUUUGAACAUUCAAGACAAUUUGUUCAGUGGCAUUCUUCCACAGCAUUUUCAGUCCAUACCAAACUUAUGGAUUGGAGGGAACAGGUUCCAUCCAGUGGAGGACUCUCCUCCCUGGGCAUUUCCUUUGGACAAUGUACCCAUUGAACAAAAUACAACUCGCCCUCCCACGACUCAGGCAAAUGCCAUCGAGAACUAUGUUCAUCCUAAAGUAAGGAAACAAAAGAAAAAACGUAUGGGUCCCGGAGGAAUAGCUUUUAUGGUUGGUGGAGGAACAUUAUUGGCAACAGCGUUUGCGCUCUUCGUUGCAAUCCAUUUGAAUAGACAUCAUACACAGAGACAAGAAAGUAGCCAUAAUUCAUUGCCUUCUUAUCCGAUCAGUGCAACCAAAGAGGUCUCAUCUACGGCAAUAGAUGAGAGCCUGGAAAUCCCACCUUUCAAUGGUGCGUCCCUUUUGGGUCCAACUCCAAGGCGAUUACCUACCCAGCACCAUAAAAGAACAGGAGAAACGUCAAGAAGAAGUUUUUCCGAAAGAGAUAGAUACACAAGAAGGACAAAGGUUUAUACAGUAGCGGAGAUUCAGUUGGUCACAAACAGUUUCAAUGAAAACAACCUUCUGGGAGAGGGAUCCCUUGGCCCUGUUUACAGAGCUGAAUUUCCAGAUAACAAGGUUUUAGCCGUGAAAAAUAUCAACAUGGCGGGAUUGUCAUUCAGUGAAGAGGAAAAGUUCUUAGAUGUUGUUUGUACCGCUUCCCGUCUGAAGCACCCUAAUCUUGUUGCACUUAAAGGUUACUGUUUGGAGCACGGACAGCAUCUUCUUGUCUACGAUUAUGUCAGAAAUUUAACUCUGGACCAAGCUCUUCACUGUGCUGCAUAUAAACCUUUAUCAUGGGGCAUCCGCCUCCGAAUUGCUCUAGGAGUUGCUCAGGCUCUGGACUAUUUGCACUCCACGUUCUCCCCUCCCGUCGCUCAUGGCAACUUGAAGGCUACCAAUAUUCUACUGGACGAAAAUCUUAUGCCUCGUGUUACUGACUGUGGCUUGGCUAGUUUGAGACCACUAACAGGCAAUAAAGUAAAAAUUCGAGCUUCUGAGAUUGCUAUUAGAGAUACAGGAUACAGUUCACCUGAUCAUGGCGAGCCAGCAAAUGGCUGCACGAAGAGUGACAUUUUCGCCUUUGGAGUGCUACUUCUUGAACUGUUAACCGCAAGAAAACCUUUCGAUGGUUUCAGGCCAAGGGAAGAGCAAUAUCUAGCAACAUGGGCUUCGUCAAGGCUUCAUGACAACGAGAGUUUGGAACAGAUGGUGGAUCCGUCAAUUAGAAGGACAUUUCCAUCCAAGGCUCUUUCGCGUUAUGCUGAUAUUGUUUCCCUCUGCAUUCAGCCUGUAAAGGAAUUCCGACCUCCAAUGUCUGAAAUCGUGGAUUCUCUUGUAUCUUUUUCUCAAAAGUUCGUGUCAAAGAGCGGCGUAGCAGAUGGUACUGAACUUGAUCCACUUGAGAGGUCAUUCCGUACAACCAAUUCCCGCUUUGUGUCUUCACCCGCGAUGAGCUAUGUAUCCGCUUGA
Abrus precatorius (Indian licorice) is the source of this 2127-nucleotide messenger RNA. RefSeq names its product protein STRUBBELIG-RECEPTOR FAMILY 2. Gene Ontology annotation, molecular function: protein kinase activity; ATP binding; protein binding. The record is from RefSeq and is a predicted model, not a curated record. Gene Ontology annotation, biological process: protein phosphorylation. Lineage: Eukaryota; Viridiplantae; Streptophyta; Magnoliopsida; Fabales; Fabaceae. The coding region runs from base 1 to 2127 and encodes 708 amino acids. The transcript is spliced from 15 exons.